UUUGUUACACUACAGUUUCCACGACUCCGAAUUCCCCCACUCUACUUCCUACGGUUGUAAAAGAAAGAUUCAACGAAUAAUUCCCCCCCGCCCAGAAUUAUACCAAAAUCCUUAUAAACUGCCUUCUUUAUUUUACACCCGAGAAAAUCAAUUCCCAUCUCUAUAUUCUCUACUAAAAUCUUAAACUUUCCCGAGAAAACAUUUUCCGAGUCCCAAGCAAAAAUGGCGAAUCCCAAAUCCGACGAAAUGGGCGGUUCCAUUUCCUUCACCGAUUUCCCAGAGGACGUUCAGCUCUGCAUCCUCUCGUUCCUCACGCCCUCCGAAGUCUCCACCUUCGCUUGCACAUCGAAACGCUUCGUUUCGCUGUGCCGAAACGACGCCAAGCUCUGGUUCACCAUGUGCCAUAGAAGGUGGGGCUCCAAGACCCAGAUUCGAAAAUGGGGCAACGGCAAGAUCGCCUUCAGGCUUCUCUACAAAACGCUUAACGAGUGGGAAAAUCUCAUCGGUUUUUGGCGCCGAAGCGGUCGUGGAAAUAUCGGAAUCUCAUCGCCGCCGUUGGUUUUCUUCGAGUGGGGCCCAUCGUUUCUAACCGGUUCGAGAAUUUCCCCUUCGAAAAACGGCACCUACAGUGUUUUGAAGUCACCGUUUUUGUGGAUGACACUGUCGCAGGAGGGUCAGACCGUGAAUUUCCUCGACCCAGACGGUCGGGCCGAGGUGUUGGAUUGUGUCGGGGAAUUGGAUUUCUCGGAUAACGAUUUGGUUCCGGUGAAUUUGAGCUUUAUGGGGAAGACCCAUUUCGUUGUCGAGGAAAACAUGAACUUUUUCGCGUUUUCGAGUUCGAAUUCGAGCUCGAACUUUCGGAGGAGUUCGAGCUUUUCGAAUAUGAGAUGUGACGAUGAAACAGAGGAUUCGAUUGGAGGGGAUAGUGGGUACUUCUCGCCGAGUCACUCACCUGGGAGCUUACCGGACCGGUUAAUGUCGGAGAUGUAUCAGCAUUUUGCGAACCGGACGAGUCCAGGUAGUGGGGAUAAGAGGAGGCAGAGGAGGAAAGAGAAGGAGAGACAAGGGAAGAGGAAAUGGGAGGCUGAGCAUUUCGUCAAGAUCGUUAAUUGCUCGCCCACGCUGACUCGCCCUUUGCAGGGCCUCUGGAAGCCUUCAGCAGCUCCUAUUUCAAUUCUCACACUACAAUGGUGACCUCUUGCAUUUCCAUCCAUCCUUGUGUGGUACGAAGUCAAUUUUCUCACAUUAAAGGUUCACAGGUCAGUUACUCCUGCUCUCUCAAUUCAUUUCACCUGGUUAACUCUAAAUCCUUUUUCCAUUCCAUCUUUUUUUUUUUUUUUCUACCAUUAUAUUAACUAUUUAAUUUCCAUUUUCCAUUAUAGUGUCAUGGGAUGCUUUUUGCUUUUUUUACCUCUCCUGUUUAAGUAAAACUAUUCCAUCCCUCACAAGAAGAGGAGAUGCCAUUGACAUUAUGGGAUGCUUUUUGUUUCAAUCAGUCUAGAGCCCCUUUCACCAAAAAAUUCAUACCCCCUCACUUUUUUUGUGUUGUGAUCAUGUGAGUAAAUCUGUGAAUUUUUAGGUGAAAAUUCAGUGUUGUAGCAGAACUGUUUUUGUUUUGCUAUGGUAAAUGUCACCUCAGAAAAGAAAGUGUGUUGGAUGGUGGAAUCAAAUUAAUGUGUCCUUGCGAAUUGCAAUAUUGAUUUUCAUAUUUGCAAACAGCUGGAUUGUGCCCCACCGUUUGAAAUUGAAGGUAGUUGAGACUUGAGACUUGCAGAUGUUCAAUCAAGCCUGGGGACAGUAUGGCGUCACAUUCUUCAUAUAGACUGAAAUCAAAUAAUAGCACAAGAAGGAAAAAUAGGAAAAAAGUGGGGAUCGUCAAGAUUUAUUGAAAAUCAA
Molecule: messenger RNA, 1896 nt
Organism: Quercus robur (English oak)
Lineage: Eukaryota; Viridiplantae; Streptophyta; Magnoliopsida; Fagales; Fagaceae
Product: F-box protein At3g12350
Exons: 2
Coding region: 223-1194 (323 amino acids)
Biological process (GO): gibberellic acid mediated signaling pathway; SCF-dependent proteasomal ubiquitin-dependent protein catabolic process
Cellular component (GO): SCF ubiquitin ligase complex
Molecular function (GO): protein binding
Source: RefSeq, a predicted model, not a curated record